This is a messenger RNA of Dovyalis caffra, 2301 nucleotides long. Lineage: Eukaryota; Viridiplantae; Streptophyta; Magnoliopsida; Malpighiales; Salicaceae. The record is from the annotation of a GenBank genome assembly.
AUGGCUUCUUUGCCCUCAGUAGCUAUCACUGGCACUCUCAAGCUUGAACCUGAACUCAAGAAACACCCCUCGACCAGCGAAAAGAGCCCCAACAUUUCGUAUCAGAGAAGUUCUAUAAACACCCAAUUGGAUGCAAAUUUUGAACCAUUCAACCCUUUUAAACCUUUGGAGUUUCGCGAAGCGCUCUCGUUGAUAAAUGAGGGAAAACAAAUUGAGUCCUCUUAUUAUGUUCCUCUUUUACAACAUUGCAUAGACAAGGUUUCGGUCCCAGCGACUGAAAUGGUUCACGCUCACAUGAUAAAGACCGGAACCCAUGAAGAGUUUUUUGUGAUGUCAUUUCUUGUUAAUGUUUAUGCAAAAUGUGGGGUUAUGGUAAAUGCCAGAAAAGUUUUUGAUAAUUUGCCUAGAAGAAAUGUUGUUGUGUGGACGACUUUGAUGACAGGCUAUGUUCAAAAUUCACAACCUGAGGUAGCUGUUGAGGUUUUCGGAGACAUGUUAGAAUCUGGGUCUUUUCCUUCAAAUUUCAGUCUAUCAAUUGCUUUGAAUGCUUGUUCUUCUUUGAAGUCUAUCACAUUGGGGAAACAGUUCCAUGCCUUCAUUAUUAAGUACCGGAUCAGUCAUGACUCCAGUAUUGGAAAUGCUCUUUGUAGUUUGUACUCAAAAUUUGGCAGUUUGGACUCUUCGGUUAAAGCCUUUCGCGAGACCAGAGAAAAAGAUGUAAUUUCCUGGACGACAAUUAUAUCUGCUUGUGGUGACAAUGGCAGAGCAGGAAUGGGUUUAAGACUUUUCACUGAAAUGCUUCUUCAGAAUGUUGAGCCUAAUGACUUCACACUAACUAGUGUGUUGAGCUUGUGCUGCACUAUACAGUCUUUGGAUCUGGGGAGGCAGGUUCACUCAGUGAGCACUAAGCUUGGCCAUGAAUCAAACCUGCGCAUCACAAAUUCUCUUGUGUAUUUAUACCUUAAAUGCGGAUGCAUUGACGAGGCGAAGAAUUUGUUUAAUAGAAUGGAAUAUAAGAACUUGAUUACGUGGAAUGCAAUGAUUGCAGGUCAUGCACAAGCAAUGGAUCUUGCAAAGGAUAAUUUUUCAGCGCAGCAAAGUGGUACCGAGGCACUCAGCAUGUAUUUGAAGUUGAAUUGCUCUGGUAGGAAACCUGAUCUAUUCACCUUGUCAAGUAUCUUAACUGUAUGCAGUAGGUUGGCGGCCUUAGAGCAGGGGGAACAAAUACAUGCCCAGACUAUUAAGUCAGGGUUUUUAUCAGACGUAGUUGUUGGAACUGCACUUGUGGAUAUGUAUGAUAAGUGUGGGAGUAUUGAGAGGGCAAGGAAAGCUUUUCUGGAGAUGUCCACAAGAACUUUGAUAUCUUGGACUAGUAUGAUUACAAGUUUUGCACGUCAUGGUCAGUCUCAGCAAGCACUGCAGCUUUUUGAAGACAUGAGGCUAUCUGGAUUCAGACCAAACCAGAUUACUUUUGUGGGCGUUCUGGCUGCUUGUAGCCAUGGUGGAAUGGUUGAUGAAGCACUUGAAUAUUUCGAGAUGAUGCAAAAGGAAUACAAAAUUAAGCCUGUAAUGGAUCAUUAUGGAUGCUUGGUUGACAUGUUUGUGAGGCUGGGUAGGCUUGAUGAAGCUUUUGAUGUCAUCAAGAGAAUGGAUGUAGAGCCAAACGAAUUUAUAUGGUUGCUCUUGGUUGCAGGGUGUAGAAAUCAUGGGAAUGCGGAACUGGGGUUUUAUGCUGCUGAACAGUUACUCAAACUCAAGCCCAAAAGCACCGAAACUUAUGUCAUCUUAUUAAAUAUGUACAUCGCAGCAGAGAGGUGGGAGGAUGUUUCUAUGGUUAGAAAACUGAUGAAAGAGGAGAAAGCCGGAAAGUUAAAGGACUGGAGUAGGAUCACAGUUAAGGGAGAGGUUCAUUCAUUCAAAACAAAUAACCGGUUGCAUAACUGCAAUGCAGAGCUUCACACACUGUUGAGUGAUUUAGUUGACAAAGCAAAGAGUCUCGGGUACGAGCUAGUAAAAAAAAUGGAGGUAGUUGAUGACGAGGAAGAGGAAGCCGAUGAGAAGACAUUCUCUUCCACUGUUUACCACAGUGAGAAGUUGGCAGUAGCAUUUGGGUUAUUGAAUACGCCCAUUGGUGCACCAGUAAGGGUCAUUAAAAGUGUUACUAUGUGCAAGGAUUGCCAUGAUUUUAUGAAGGUUGUCUCAUCGCUGACCAGCAGAGAAAUCAUUAUUAAAGACAGGAAGCGGCUUCAUAAGUUUGUUAAUGGACAAUGUUCAUGUGCAGAUUCGCAUGGUCUUCUUUGA